AUGUGGAGUCACCGAAACCCUCAAGGCAACACCAAUAGGCAAGCCGGAGGAAGCAAGGGUUUCGCCAAAACCCAAAAGGUCUUUGUCCCCAAAAAUCAAGGCCAGAAUCGUCCCAGAAGCCCUAAAUCCCCAAAUUCCACUCUCUCUGCCUCUCUUCGGCAAUCACUGUCCCAGCCGUCCAAUGCCGAAGUUUCAAGUGCUACUGCUUCUGCGCCGCCGGAGAGUAGUAGUAGUAGUAGUAGGGUUCGGAUGGGAGAGAGAGGCGAGUGGGUGUCGACCAAGGGAAAUUUUGUGAAUUACUUGCCCCAAGAUGAGGCGGUUUCCGCUAGCCUAGGCGCCGAUGAAGGUGGAUUAGAUGCCGUAGAGUCUCAGAGAGUCGUCGAUCUUCUCAAUAGAGAGCUUUCUCGAUUGCUCAAGCUAAACCCUAAGGAAUUUUGGAAACAAGAUGUUUCAAAAAAGAAGAAGAAAAAUAAGAGCAAGAAAAAAAAAUCACAGGCAGAGCAUACUGAUCCACAAUCUUUAAGUGGGCAAACUGAUCCACAAUCUACCACUAGGCAAACUGCUCCACAAUCUACAAGUAGGCAAACUGAUCCACCAUCCAUUCCUCUUAUUGAUCUGUUCCCACAUGGGGAGUUUCCUGAGGGCGAAAUUCAACAAUACAGAGAUGACAACUUGUGGAGGACUACUUCUGAAGAGAAGAGGGAGUUGGAGAGCCUUGAAAAACUAUUAUAUAAUUCAGUUCGUCGAGCUGCAGAAGUUCGUCGCCAGGUACGGAAAUACAUCAGAGGGAUUUUAAAGCCUGGAAUGUUGAUGACUGAUUUGUGUGAGACUUUGGAGAACACAGUCUGUAAGUUAAUAUCCGAGAAUGGCCUGGAAGCAGGCAUUGCAUUCCCCACAGGAUGCUCUAUGAAUUGGAGUCUAGAAUUGAUGUGCGUCUUUGUGAUGUUGGUGCUGCAAUCCAAGAAGUCAUGGAAUCAUAUGAGGUUGAAAUAAAUGGGAAGGUGUAUCAAGGGACUUUUUGAACUGACUGCCUGUGGCUUUUUCUUAGGG
Molecule: messenger RNA, 1050 nt
Organism: Rosa chinensis
Lineage: Eukaryota; Viridiplantae; Streptophyta; Magnoliopsida; Rosales; Rosaceae
Product: methionine aminopeptidase 2B
Exons: 7
Coding region: 1-993 (330 amino acids)
Source: RefSeq, a predicted model, not a curated record